AUGACGGAUAUAAGUAGAAACUACAAAUGGAACUUUCGGACUGGGAAGAAGUCCAAAAAAGUGUUAGAAGUGCCACCAGAUGUGGAAACUACCUAUAACAGUAUACAUAGCAACACAAUGAAUGUGGAAAAUAACACCAAUGAGUUUACCUUCAUUGGCUUCUCCAGCCCUCCAUUGAUGAAGUUUUGGUUAACGCCUGCACUUCUAUUUGCCUAUGGUUUUACCAUUAUAGAAAAUAUUUUUCUGAUUGCUGUAGUAAGAGUAGAUAAGUAUCUACAGACGCCCAUGUAUUUCUUUCUUGGACAUUUUUCAUUUCUGGAAUGUUGGUAUACUACUGUAAUUAUACCCAAAACACUGUACAAUCUAAUAACAAAUAUGACAACUGUUAUGUUCUCAACCUGUAUUUUACAAAUGUAUUUGUUCCUUUCUUUGGGGGCAACUGAGUGUCUGCUUUUAGCAGCUAUGGCUUAUGAUCGUUAUAUUGCCAUUUGUUACCCCCUUCACUAUUCAAUAAUGAUCAGCCAUCAUUUGUGUCUGUUGCUAGUUUGCCUCUCAUGGUUAGGGGGGUUUAUUGCUGCUGUUGUACCAGUUAUUCUAAUAUCCAAAAUACAUUUUUGUAGCUUUAGGAUCAAUCACUUCUUCUGUGAUUUCCCACCUAUGAUGCAGCUGUCUUGCUUUAGAAGAAUAUACAUUGAGUUAACGGUAUCUUUUAUUUCAUCAACAGUUAUGAUGAGCUCUUUCACUGUUAUUCUUUUUUCAUACAUUAAAAUUAUAAUUACUAUAUUUUUUAUUCCUUCAAACAGAGGUUUGCACAAAACUUUUUCUACAUGUGCUUCUCAUCUUGCAGUGGUCUCCAUUUAUUAUGCAUCUGGUGCUUUCAUGUAUGCUCGGCCAAAUGCACAAAAAACUGUGGAAACAAAUAAACUGGUGGCAUUAUUUUAUUCUGUAAUAACUCCAAUGCUAAACCCCAUAAUCUACAGCUUUAGGAACAGUAAUGUCUUGCAGGCUAUGAGGCGGUUUCUACAUAUUAAAAAGAUUAUUGUGUAACAGGAAACUAAUAUUGCUGAUGCAAAUUCUGCAUUCCAUUGGCAUCCGUAAUCAGGCGGCAUCUUGGAUCUUUUCUUACUUCUCUAACCGAUCCUUCAUUGUUUCUUAUGCUAACAAAACCUCAUCUCCAGUUCCACUUAAUGUAGAGGUACCACAAGGAUCUGUACUUGGGCUGUUGU
Molecule: messenger RNA, 1226 nt
Organism: Xenopus tropicalis (tropical clawed frog)
Lineage: Eukaryota; Metazoa; Chordata; Amphibia; Anura; Pipidae
Gene: or15h4
Product: olfactory receptor family 15 subfamily H member 4
Exons: 3
Coding region: 1-1047 (348 amino acids)
Biological process (GO): G protein-coupled receptor signaling pathway; detection of chemical stimulus involved in sensory perception of smell; signal transduction
Cellular component (GO): plasma membrane; membrane
Molecular function (GO): olfactory receptor activity; G protein-coupled receptor activity
Source: RefSeq, a predicted model, not a curated record